Sipha flava (yellow sugarcane aphid) is the source of this 1391-nucleotide messenger RNA. RefSeq names its product cystathionine beta-synthase. Gene Ontology annotation, molecular function: cystathionine beta-synthase activity; cysteine synthase activity. Gene Ontology annotation, cellular component: cytoplasm. Lineage: Eukaryota; Metazoa; Arthropoda; Insecta; Hemiptera; Aphididae. The record is from RefSeq and is a predicted model, not a curated record. The coding region runs from base 122 to 1333 and encodes 403 amino acids. The transcript has 8 exons.
AUCUUUAUUGCCUGUUGUAGCGUGGACGCCGGCCAGAGUCACAUUUUUAUUCCUUAUUACACAUUAAUUUAAUAGUUAUCGUAGUCAAGUGUCAACACUAUUAAACGAUAUUUUGAACAGGAUGGCGGACCUAGUUGAAGUAGUGGCGAAAAAAGCUAAGAUUGAUGAACCAGUAAAAGAAGACGAUUGGAAGAAUUCCGUUGCAGAUGCAUAUUUUGCCGAAUUCAGACCUGAUCGCGAAAGCCGGUGUACAUGGAAUAAAAAUUCAACUGUGAAAGAAUCACCUCACUCGCACUUUGAUAAUACGAACAAAAAAGGUGAAAUCUUACCAAAUAUACUGCAUGCUAUUGGACACACACCUUUAGUCAGGUUAAAUAAAAUACCAUUAUCAGAGGGCAUUGAAUGCGAGAUUUUAGCCAAAUGUGAAUUUUUAAAUCCGGGUGGUAGUACUAAAGACAGAAUCGGGUGGAAAAUGGUUGAAGACGCUGAAAAAGAGGGCUUGUUAAAACCUGGAAUAACAAUAAUUGAACCUUCAUCGGGAAACACUGGCAUUGGUUUGGCCAUGGCAGCUGCAGUUAAAGGAUAUAAAUGUGUAGUAGUGAUGCCAAUGAAAAUGUCUCGUGAAAAAGUAGAUGCAUUACGAUUGUUGGGUGCAAAAAUUAUACGUACACCUACAACAGCAGCAUUUGAUGAUUUGACUGGUUUAAUACGUGUAGCUCAUAAAUUACAUAUGGAGGAUCCUGCAAAUACAAUAAUCCUCGAUCAGUAUCGUAAUAAAAAUAAUCCAUUGGCACAUUUUGAUGCAACUGGACAAGAACUAUUAGAACAAACUAACUAUAAAAUUGAUGCUGUGGUUGCUGGUACUGGUACAGGUGGUACUAUUACGGGUAUUGGUAGGAAAUUGAAGCAAGAACUCGGAGACAGUUGUCGCAUAAUAGCAGCUGAUCCAUAUGGUAGUAUUUUGGCAUUGCCUGAAAAUCUUAAUAAAACAGAUAUAGAGAUAUAUGAUGUUGAAGGUAUUGGUUAUGAUUUUGUACCAACAGUAUUAGAUAGAUCUGUUGUUGAUGUAUGGUUCAAGACUGAUGACAAACAAGCAUUUCCCAUGGCCAGAAGGUUGGCACGUGAAGAAGGCUUAUUGUGUGGCGGAAGUAGUGGUUCAGCAAUGUACGUUGCUCUACAGGUAGCCAAGACUAUGAAAAAAGGUCAAAGAUUAGUAGUUAUAUUGCCUGAUGGUAUACGCAACUAUAUGUCUAAGUUUGUUCAAGAUGAAUGGAUGCAAGAAAAGGGACAUGCAUUGAUUGAUGAUGAACAACAAACAGAAUUAAAAAAUUAAGAUGAAGGUAUUUUCUUUAAAUAAUAAUUUUUAUUGUAUACUAAUAUAAAUAUCAAAU